Myotis daubentonii (Daubenton's bat) is the source of this 2745-nucleotide messenger RNA. It is a transcript of the gene NRBP1, whose product is annotated as nuclear receptor binding protein 1. Gene Ontology annotation, molecular function: ATP binding; protein kinase activity. Gene Ontology annotation, biological process: protein phosphorylation. The record is from RefSeq and is a predicted model, not a curated record. NCBI's taxonomy places the organism in Eukaryota, Metazoa, Chordata, Mammalia, Chiroptera, Vespertilionidae.
AAACAUCGUUUUCUUUUAUUCAUUGUAUCUCAAGCACCUAGCCCAGUGCUUGGCCCAUAAUAAGUGCUUAAUACAUAUUUGUUGAAUGAGUGAAUGAGAAAAAAUGUUGCUACUCAAUAUCCAUUUGCCACACUCACAUCACAGGGAAGGUGAGGUCAUCAGGGAUGAAGUCACUAACCAUUGCCUGUCACCUGGCCCAAGGGUGGCCUCACCAUGGACUGGCAGGCUCCUUGUGUGUGUAGGAGGGAUGGAUAGUGAAUGCCAAGGUUAGUUCUAGUGGAGUAAGUCACAAGGAAGAACCCCUGAGGGGUUCACGAGGAUAAACUGGCUGAGAGCGCUACAGGUCCAGCCUUUGGGCUGGAUAAGUGAACAUUUUGGGGUUUGGAGUAAUCUGUUCUGAACGGUGUCCAUGCAGCUUAGUUCUUGAGCACAGUACAAAUACGGCAGAUGAGGAUUCAGAGGGAAGGCUAUUGAGCAAAUAUUUGCUGAGAAAACAAUGGGCCCCUGGUUUUGCUGUUCAUUUGGACUUUACUAAGGAUGCAUUAUUGCCAUAAAUCUUGUGUUUGCCACUCUUGGGUGGGUCAUCUUCAACCAAACUAGCUUCUCUUCUCUAGAUUAGGAGAGUAGUUAAGGCUUCAGUGUUCAGACAGGACUGUUUCUGCAUUUGGAUUUUAAGGAAACAAAGGAGGCCUGAGUGUUCGUUCCAGCAUGUCGGAGGGGGAGUCCCAGACGGUACUCAGCAGUGGCUCAGACCCGAAGGUAGAAUCUUCAUCCUCAGCAACUGGCCUGACGUCAGUGUCACCUCCCGUGACUUCCACAACCUCAGCUGCUUCCCCAGAGGAAGAAGAAGAAAGUGAAGAUGAGUCUGAGAUCUUGGAAGAGUCACCCUGUGGGCGUUGGCAGAAGAGGCGAGAAGAGGUGAAUCAGCGGAAUGUACCAGGUAUUGACAGUGCAUACCUGGCCAUGGAUACAGAGGAGGGCGUAGAGGUUGUGUGGAAUGAGGUACAAUUCUCUGAGCGCAAGAACUACAAGCUGCAGGAGGAAAAGGUCCGAGCUGUGUUUGAUAAUCUGAUUCAGUUGGAACAUCUCAACAUUGUUAAGUUUCACAAGUAUUGGGCGGACAUUAAAGAGAACAAGGCCAGGGUCAUUUUUAUCACAGAAUACAUGUCAUCUGGUAGUCUUAAGCAGUUUUUGAAGAAGACCAAAAAGAACCACAAGACGAUGAAUGAAAAGGCUUGGAAGCGCUGGUGCACACAAAUCCUCUCUGCUCUAAGCUACCUGCACUCCUGUGACCCCCCCAUCAUCCAUGGGAACCUGACCUGUGACACCAUCUUCAUCCAGCACAACGGACUCAUCAAGAUUGGCUCUGUGGCUCCUGACACUAUCAACAACCAUGUGAAGACUUGUCGGGAAGAGCAGAAGAAUCUACACUUCUUUGCACCAGAAUACGGAGAAGUCACUAAUGUGACAACGGCAGUAGACAUCUACUCCUUUGGCAUGUGUGCACUAGAGAUGGCAGUGCUGGAGAUUCAGGGCAACGGAGAGUCCUCAUAUGUGUCACAGGAAGCCAUCAGCAGUGCCAUCCAGCUUCUAGAAGACCCAUUGCAGAGGGAAUUCAUUCAAAAGUGCCUGCAGUCUGAGCCUGCUCGCAGACCAACAGCCAGAGAGCUUCUGUUCCACCCAGCACUGUUUGAAGUACCCUCACUGAAACUCCUUGCUGCCCACUGCAUUGUGGGACACCAACACAUGAUUCCAGAGAAUGCAUUGGAGGAGAUCACCAAAAACAUGGAUACCAGUGCUGUACUGGCCGAAAUCCCUGCAGGACCAGGAAGAGAGCCAGUUCAGACUUUAUACUCUCAGUCACCAGCUCUGGAAUUGGAUAAAUUCCUCGAAGAUGUCAGGAAUGGGAUCUACCCCCUGACAGCCUUUGGGCUGCCUCGGCCCCAGCAGCCACAGCAGGAGGAGGUGACAUCACCUGUGGUGCCCCCCUCUGUCAAGACUCCAACACCUGAACCAGCUGAGGUGGAGACCCGCAAGGUGGUGCUGAUGCAGUGCAACAUUGAGUCGGUGGAGGAGGGCGUCAAACACCACCUAACGCUUCUGCUGAAGCUGGAGGACAAACUGAACCGGCACCUGAGCUGUGACCUGAUGCCAAAUGAGAACAUCCCUGAGUUGGCGGCUGAGCUGGUGCAGCUGGGCUUCAUUAGUGAGGCUGACCAGAGCCGGCUGACUUCUCUGCUAGAGGAGACCCUGAACAAGUUCAAUUUUGCCAGGAACAACACCCUCAACUCGGCCGCUGUCACAGUCUCCUCCUAGAGCUUACUGGGUCAGGCCCUGACCUGAGCUGUGGCUGCCACUGACCGGCAGCCUUCCCGCCCCCUCCCCCCAGUCAGUAUUACCCUGUGAUGCCCCCUCUCCUUUGUUCUCUAGGAGGGCUUUGGGGCUCCCUGGUUCUGAGCAUCACCGACCCCUUCCCCUUCUCUUCCUCCCUCUGCACUUUGUUUACUUGUUUUGCACAGACGUGGGCCUGGGCCUCCCCAGCAGCCGCCUCGUUGGGGGCUCGUAGCUGAACUGCCGGCUCCUGCCCAGCCUGUGCGGAGUGGAGGCCCAGGUCGCCCCGGGGAGCUGACUUCUACGAUCCCGCUGGGGCGGAGGGGGCGGGAGAGGGUGGUGCUGCCGUGGUGGCCCGGGGGCCAUUCAGUUCGCCUCAGUUGCUGCUGUAAUAAAGUCUACUUUUUGCUAAAA